GACUGCAGCUUCGGCCACAAUGGAUAUGAUGAUCGCCAUUUCUGCCCGCCUAAGGAAGACGAUGGGAUUAGCAGCUAUCAUGAUCCUUCUGAUGAUGAUUAAUGGUGGCGUAGUUGUAACUACAAGCUCGUCGGAGCUCGUUCCAGCUGGGUUGCUCUGCAUCAGCGACUGUGCCACUUGUCCCGUCAUCUGUUCGCCGCCGCCUUCUCAGUCGCUUCCUAAUUCUCCUCCGCCAUCAUCCUUCCAGCACUCACAGCCUCCACCGCCGCCGUCACCUCGCUCCCCGCCGAAGACGCUUCCUCCCCCGGUGUACGAGGAUGAGUCGCCUCCUCCACCACCAUCCUACUACCACUCUCCGCCACCGUCGCCGAAAAAGUCGUCGCCGCCGCCGCCGACAUCGUAUCCGGUAUGGGGGAAUAAUCCUCCGCCGCCGCCGCCGUCGAGUUCGAAUCAAGGGUCGUCAGGACAAGGGCAGGGGCAGCACCCUAAUAAUAACAAUUACCCUUAUCCUUACUACUAUUUCUACGCCACCUCCGAAGCCGCUUCUCAUCGUCAUGUCUCUGUUUUCUCGUCGGCGGGGAUAUUUGUACUGCUACUCUGCUUCCAUGUUACUAUUUUUGAGUAGCAUUUUAGGCUCCCGUGAUCAGAUAAAUGAAAGAUUUUACAUAUAUGGGUGAUCUUUUUGUAACCAAUGCAGGAUAUGUAUCUAUCUUAAUGUUCCAUCUUCAAAUUUGCACCAUUUUUUUUUUUUUUUGAAUUUUAAGAAUCCCCAAAUCGUUAUAUUAUCUUCCCAAUUUUCCGUUCUUAAUUCGCCGACAGAGAGAUCGGCGGCCGGAUAGUGUAAGAACUGGGAAAGAGAAGCCGGGAGCGUUCUAUCUUCGAAGCAGCUGUGAUACGGAGAAGAGCGUCGUCAUCCCAUUCCCGUGAAUGGAUCUGACGCAAUGCCCUGAUGGUGUUCGAUAAAAUGCCCGUAGUGGU
Linum trigynum is the source of this 978-nucleotide messenger RNA. Lineage: Eukaryota; Viridiplantae; Streptophyta; Magnoliopsida; Malpighiales; Linaceae. The record is from the annotation of a GenBank genome assembly.